This is a messenger RNA of Neopelma chrysocephalum (saffron-crested tyrant-manakin), 1972 nucleotides long. It is a transcript of the gene NOL9, whose product is annotated as nucleolar protein 9. Gene Ontology annotation, cellular component: nucleus. Lineage: Eukaryota; Metazoa; Chordata; Aves; Passeriformes; Pipridae. Bases 14 to 1780 code for a protein of 588 amino acids. The record is from RefSeq and is a predicted model, not a curated record. Gene Ontology annotation, molecular function: polynucleotide 5'-hydroxyl-kinase activity. Gene Ontology annotation, biological process: cleavage in ITS2 between 5.8S rRNA and LSU-rRNA of tricistronic rRNA transcript (SSU-rRNA, 5.8S rRNA, LSU-rRNA). The transcript is spliced from 12 exons.
CGCCCGCGCCGGGAUGGUGCCGCCGGCCGAGACGGGGCUGGCGGCCGUGGAGGCGGCGGAGGGCACGGCCGUGCUGCUGCUGGCGCCGCGGCAGGCGCUGACCUUCACCGGCAAGUGCCGCCUGCGCUGCCUGUACGGCGCCGUCCGCCUGCUGGGCUUCGCCGUGGCCUCGCACCACCCGGGCCUGCCGGUGUUCUCGCCGGCCACGCACUGCGCGCUCAGCCUGGAGGCGCUGCCCGGCGCGCGCCCGCCCGCCGCCCUCCGCCAGCUGCGCGCGGCCGCCCGCGCCGCCAUGCGCGCGCACCGCGUCCGCCGUCAGGCGCGGGUGAAGGUGAUGGCGCGGUUCUCGGCCGACUGCGCCGUGGUGCUGCUGGAGCACCUGGACACGCCGGUGACGCGGUUCCUGCUGAGCCACCCGCCGCUGUCGCGGCUCUUCGAGCCCCAGAAAAAGGAGGAAUCCAGCUUCACCCCGGAGGACGCGGUCCUGGCGUCCGUGGGCAUCGUGAAGUGCAGCCCCGACCGCGGGUUGCUGGUGUCGGAGAGCAUGUACCUGGCGCUGGAGGAACUUAUCCAGGCCUGCUGUGCGGAAGAUGAAGGUAUCCCUGUGGUGCUGGUAUGUGGCCCAAAAAACACUGGAAAAUCGACAUUCAACAGAUACCUAAUUAACCUAUUACUGAAUCGCCUCCCUGCAGUCGAGUACAUGGAGUGUGACAUAGGCCAGCCGGAAUUCACCCCGCCCGGGUGUGUGUCCCUGAGCAGCAUCACGGAGCCCGUGCUGGGUCCCCCCUUCACUCACCAGCAGACGCCCCGUAAGAUGGUGUAUUAUGGCCAGACCAGCUGUGAGCAAGACACCGAGAGGUACCUUGAUGUCAUGAAGUACGUGUUCAGCUGCUACAAGAAGGAAGUGCCUCUAAUUAUCAACACCAUGGGCUGGGUGAAAGGCGAGGGGCUGCUGCUGCUCAUCGAUAUCAUCCGGCUGCUGUCUCCCAGCCACAUUGUUCAGAUGGACGUGUGCGACUGGAAGGCGAUGGCCCCGCUCACCCCUGAGCACAUCCACCUCCGGGCCGGGCUGCACACCAAGGGCAAGCAGCAGCCUAAGUGCAAACAGCUGGAUGUGGGUGCUGCAGAGAGCUGGAAGUGCUCCGAAGGGGAGGAUGCAUCAGUUCCACAGUACAAGUUGCUGUAUGUCCAUCCAGAAUUCCCUCGGGCCGGAGUGGCAGGUGAAGCGCGAGUGCACAGCGGGAUCCUGCGUGACAUGUCCAUCCUGGGGUACCUGGGGCACCUGCAGUACCCGGACAUCGGGGCGGUGCUCCCGCUGCACAGCCUGGUGCCAUAUCAGGUACCUUUCAGUGCUGUGGCACUCAGGGUUAUUCACACAGAUGUUGCUCCCACCAACAUCAUGUAUGCAGUGAACGCCAGCUGGGUUGGGCUCUGCUGCAUUCCAGAUGAAGUCAGGUGCCAGAGCGACGGGCCGGUCCUGCUGACACAGACACCAGUCUGCGACUGCCUGGGCUUCGGAAUUGUUCGAGGAGUUGAUAUGGAGAAGAAGCUUUACCAUAUCCUGACACCGGUGCCUCCAGAGAACCUGAGACUAGUGAAUUGUCUCCUCCUUGGGAACAUUGCUAUCCCCAACUGCGUGCUUGUGGGCCAGCAAGGAAUUGAGGGAGAGAUCCCAUAUGUCACAUCCGAUUACAACUACAGCAUCCUGGGCGCUGGGAAGCUGAGGAAGAAGAAGCAUUUCAAGAGGAAGGAGUUCACCUUCGAGUGUGAUUACACCUGAAUCCUUGGGGCCCUUGGACCAAGUGUUGUUUGUGUGGACUGGGUAGAGAGCCCAUUGUGGUCACAGGAGCCCUGGGUGCUGCAGAGGCCCUGGGCAGGUGGCCGGGUAGAUGCCACAGCAGGUCUGGCUUUAAUAAUGUUUUGUAUGUUCGGUUUCUAUUUCAGUGUUUUAUAAUAAAUAUCUGCGGAAAGC